This is a messenger RNA of Homarus americanus (American lobster), 2434 nucleotides long. RefSeq lists its product as uncharacterized. The record is from RefSeq and is a predicted model, not a curated record. Lineage: Eukaryota; Metazoa; Arthropoda; Malacostraca; Decapoda; Nephropidae. Bases 489 to 1406 code for a protein of 305 amino acids. The transcript has 6 exons. Gene Ontology annotation, molecular function: protein binding.
GGCGGCCACUUAGUUCUCACGAAGACAGUGUGAGACAGAAGCCUUACACACACAAUACUAGUAUGAUCCUUUAUUUGUCCAUGGCGGUGUCGCUGUGGGAAAAAAUAAUACAAUUCUCUCCUUCAACGUGACCAAAACCCUCAUAGGUCCUGUGGUCCCGAACGAAGGAUGUCUCAAAUGUUCUAGUGUUACAAGAUUAGAUAGAUACAGUAUUGGGUUUCCCCGCGUCGCGCAGAAGACAGGAUACAAAAAACGUGUUCAUCAUUUGCUGCAAGUGACACUCCAGAAACAGAGAAGCUUAUAAUCUGGUAUAUUACUGCAGACGUUUUGGCUGUACGAUAAGAGACGUGAAACUCCCCCGUGAUGCCAUUGUAAAACUGGUAUUAGCUUCCCUGAGGUACAUCAGCGACAGAGUACAUCAAGAAAUUUGCAAAUCAUUGAGGACUCUAAACGCUCACAAGUACGAUACAUAACUAGAGAGAGAAACCAUGGCACAAAUCACAGUACCCAAGGCGCCGACAGUGGAAAUUAAAACCUUCUCUGACCACAUCAAGUUACUGUGGUCGAUGGAUGAACAGAAUCAGUACGGUAUAGAGAUGUACGUUAUUGACGUCAUCAAGCAUAACGGAGAGACAGAGAAGAGGUUUGAGUGUAAUGUGAAGGACGGAGCGCACUAUUGUCAGCUGGCGGGACUAUCAUCAGCAUCAAAUUAUCAAUUGAUGGUGCAGGCCUGUAACAAGGCGGGUUGUGGCGCCUCUUCUAUCUUCAGCGUCGCCACCACCGCCUCCUCUGGUGUCUUUCCGACCGUCAUCAUCGUUCUCUUCGUCUUGCUUCUCCUCUUCACCUGUUGUAUAGCUAAUUAUGACAUAAUAAAGGAGUUCAUCAGACCACUGACCAAGAGGCUGACCAACAAUCAUUUCCACCAGAGUAACUCCAUGGAAGAGAGACGAGAGCGUGAAAGCUUACAAGAGGUCCUGGAUAUACUGGAAAAUUCAAUGGAGACCACUCGACCUUCCAACAGCGUCUACCACACUACACCCUCGACCUCGCUGGCCCUUGAUGAAUUCCCGAGGUCUGGAGAGCAGGACUCACGAGAACCUCCCCCUUCAGGUACCUCGGCUCCUGCUGCUGCUAAGUGUGGCAGACCUCUAUCCUACGAUACCAUUGUCCUACAGGCUGAAGUCCACAGGGAAAAUCAAAUGGCUUCUUUUCUCCAGUAUGAUGAGAAACAAAUGGCUUCUUCUCCCCAGUAUGAGAAACAAAUGGCUUCUUCUCCCCAGUAUGAGAAACAAAUGGCUUCUUCUCCCCAGUAUGAGAAACAAAUGGCUUCUUCUCCCCAGUAUGAGAAACAAAUGGCUUCUUCUCCCCAGUAUGAGAAAACAAAUGGCUUCUUCUCCCCAGUAUGAUGAGAAACAAAUGGCUUCUCCCCAGUAUGAGAAACAAAUGGCUUCUCCCCAGUAUGAGAAACAAAUGGCUUCUCCCCAGUAUGAGAAACAAAUGGCUUCUCCCCAGUAUGAGAAAAUGGAUUCUUCUCCCCAGUAUGAGAAACAAAUGGAUUCUUCUCCCCAGUAUGAGAAACAAAUGGCUUCUCCCCAGUAUGAGAAACAAAUGGAUUCUCCCCAGUAUGAGAAACAAAUGGCUUCUCCCCAGUAUGAGAAACAAAUGGCUUCUCCCCAGUAUGAGAAAAUGGAUUCUCCCCAGUAUGAGAAACAAAUGGAUUCUUCUCCCCAGUAUGACGAGAAACAAAUGGCUUCUUCUCCCCAGUAUGAGAAACAAAUGGCUCUUUCUCAGUGUUACAAUGAGCCGAUAAUCUCUCUCUUUUAUGACGAUAAACAGAUAGCGGACGCCCUUCAUAGCAAGCAACCGAGGACAGGGUUCGAUAAUCCUAGCUUUAGUGAACACCUCUGAGGGUCACCUGAAGAUUAGACACCCUAGUUAGCUUAUGUCACCUGGAGAUUAACCACCCUAACGUUACCUGGGGGUGGGGAAGUGGACUUAGGUUAGCAUUAACAUGUUUAAUCAUAAGGUGAAGUAAUUUGGGGUGCCUGAUAAAUACUUUCUGUUUCAUUAAUUUUCUUUUUUUUCAUUUAUUUUCACAGUAAACACAGAAUUUUCACCUUCCUUAAUGUAUAUAAUGAAUUAAGCCUCCCAACAGUGUAACGAGAUCUCACCUACGUACAGUACUGUAGUACAUAAUGGAGUAGAAAUUGUACUGAACUGCUAUAUGUACAGUCACGAAAAAAAUCUCUACUAGGGUGAUCGAUAAAUUUCAGAAUGAAUACUGCGGUUCCUGUUGUCUCGGUAGGGUUGUCAAAAUCCUUCGUCCGUUGUGUCAUAUUGUCUCAACGAAAUUUUGUAUAGAUAGUUUUUGUUUGAGUAACUGUACACAUUCCAUUUUUGUAUUUUAUGCCAUAAAGAUUAAAUUUAAUUAUAU